Toxorhynchites rutilus septentrionalis is the source of this 3701-nucleotide messenger RNA. RefSeq names its product transcription termination factor 2 (gene lds). NCBI's taxonomy places the organism in Eukaryota, Metazoa, Arthropoda, Insecta, Diptera, Culicidae. The record is from RefSeq and is a predicted model, not a curated record. The transcript has 6 exons. Bases 109 to 3342 code for a protein of 1077 amino acids. Gene Ontology annotation, molecular function: ATP-dependent chromatin remodeler activity; ATP binding.
CUUGUGUCGUGGAACGUCAACCGUUUUUUUUGCAUCGAUUUCUAGGCAGGCUUGCGCGCCUACAUUUUUCAAUUUCGUUUUAUUUUUGCUAACGGAAACUUUUUCAGUAUGUCGGACGGAGAAGAUAUUUUCGCUUACAAUUCAUCGGCUGAUAGUGAGUAUUUGUCUGCCAGCAAUGCUCAGGAUCCCCAGGAAUCAAUCGUCAUAGAGGAAUCGGAUCCUGAGGACGACUCGGAAGAGGACAGUGAAGCAAGACUCGUUAUUGAGCGCAUGAAAAAAAGACAAAGUCGUCGCAUGUCCUUCCACCCUAAGCGGUCUAGUUCAAGCGAGCGCGAAAGUGAUGACGAACCAAAGCGAAACGAGACAGGAGAGGUUUCAAUCGCUAGCGAUGACAGCACAAGUGAUGAAGAACGGGAUGUUGAAUCAAGGGCGUUCUCUCCUGUUACUAGGAUGAGCAUAACCGGCCUCAGAGCGACAGACAUAACAUCCGAUGAAGAUGAAGAGGAAGUAGUGGUAAAGAAAAAAAGUAACAAAAGAAAUAUCCUGCUGUCGGAUGACGAAAGUGAAGAGGAAUCGGAAGCAAGGGAUGAGAAACGUGAUUCGUUUGAGGACAGUCUUCCACUCAAUAGUUACAAUGCCGAAUCAUCUAGGGAUAAACGAGACUCAAUUAGCACAAAGCUUUCUUCUACCGCCAUUUCGGAGGACAUCCAAAACAAUUUGGCCGAUCUAUCGAUUAACAAUCGUCUCUCUAAUAGUGUUCGUGAAUCCAUUGGGAAUAAGUUGUCUUCCACGGCAGUAGACGAAUCAGGUGAGCAAAAGGAUGGAAGCGGCGACUCGUCGAGUGUUGCCUUACUGGAAAAAACCGAAGAGAUCCUGUCGGUUUCGAGUGACGACGAAAAACCGACCAAGCCAAUGGUCCAGCCUACGAUUAGGGCAGCCUUUGCAAAACAAUUGGUUUCGCAGAGUUUCUACGAUGACAGAUUGCGUAAACUAUCCGAUCUGAAGACGACGCUUGUUUCGAUCGAGAAGCUAACCAAGACGAUGAAGGCUCUACCUGAUAAAGGCGCCGGGCUCAUGCGGAAAAUGAAAAGCUUAAAGCAGGAAAUCGAAGAUCUUUCCAACGAGGUGAAUAAGAUGGAAGUGAACGGUUCGCAAGGUGUUCGUAGCGAAAUUCGGAAGAGCUUCGAGAGUUCAGUCGAUACCAGUGGACAUAUUUUGACCGAAACUAAAAACAAUUCUCUAGCGAGUACUAAUACCAGUGUCAAAUCGGUGGCAGAAGAUAAGAUAAUAAACAUUUCUUGGGACGAUAUUCAGAAGGCCACCGAACAAAUACAGCCAAAAUAUACCGGAAAGCAGGGAAUGGCUACUUUUGAGACCCAGAAAACACUAACCAUGGAUCGCUUGGCUACCCUACACAAGUCUAUUGCUACGUGUCCCACCGAGGACACUCUGGCUGAUCCACCGAAGUUGUUGAAAAUUGAGCUUAUGAACCAUCAAAGACAUGCGUUGGCUUGGAUGAUGUGGCGUGAAAGCCAGAAGCCUCGCGGAGGAAUACUGGCUGACGAUAUGGGUCUGGGGAAAACAUUAAGCAUGAUCUCAUUAAUAUUGAAGGCGGCCGAAAUGGAGGACCCUGACAAGGAAGAAGAUGACAGCGAUGAUUCAGAUGAGGAAAACUAUCCCGAUAGUGGGUGGAAGGCAAAAGGGAGGAAAGAUUACUAUGCUGGUGGAACCUUGAUUGUGUGUCCCGCUUCCCUGAUGAGACAAUGGGAAGGAGAAAUAGUUAACAGGGUGUCAAGGAAUAGUCUCGCAGUGAAUGUCUACCAUGGUUCAAAUAGAGAUGUAAAGCCGCGACAUUUGGCAAAAUACGAUGUUGUGAUAACAACGUACAAUAUUGUUUCGAGAGAGCACAAGUCAUCGGAGAGCGGUGUUUUUGGUGUUAAUUGGGAGAGAUUGAUCCUGGAUGAGGCGCACAUGAUAAGAAACCACAAAAGUGCAAUGUCGGUAGCGUGUUGCGCACUGAAGGGUCGCUAUCGUUGGGUUCUAACGGGCACUCCCAUCCAAAACAAAGAGAUGGACAUGUACGCUCUGCUAAAAUUUCUUCGCUGCACGCCCUUCGAUGAUCUAAUGCACUGGAAAAAGUGGAUCGACAACAAAAACGCGGGAGGAAUGGUUCGGCUCAACACGAUCAUGAAGUCUAUUAUGCUCAGACGAACCAAACAACAACUUCAAGAGAAAGGAUCACUCCAAUGUUUGCCGGAGAAGAACAUUGCCUUGAUUGAAGUAAAGUUGGAUACGGAUGAAAUGAACGUGUAUCAGAAGGUGCUCCUCUAUUCGAGAACUCUUUUCGCUCAAUUUCUGCAUCAGCGAGCCGAAAAAGAAAAUGAUGCGUAUUUUGGAGCUCAAGGAAAUCGGCCCACCUUUGCCCAAACGCGAAAUCCUAACGGGGCGUAUGAUCGGGUUCACCAAAAACUCAAGAAACUUCAUGCUAAAGAAGAGGUCCACCAGCAUCAAAUUCUUGUUCUGCUGUUACGACUUCGUCAGAUCUGCUGUCAUCCCGGACUCAUUCAUCAAAUGCUUGAGGACGACGAUGGAAAUUUUGAUGUAAGCACCGUGGAAGAAGAACCAGAGUUAGACCUGCUCGAUCAGUUGAACAAACUCAAACUAACGGAUGCACCCGAUGGUGAUGACGCGAACGAUUCUUCCAAAGCGUUGCAGGAAUUAAAUCUGAGCGAUAAUCUACCAAAAGAGUCAGAAGCCAUUACGAAAGCAUCAUCGAAGGUAAUGCUUCGUUCGAAUCCGGUAUUUGAUUUAGGGCGAUUAAGCUCAAAGAUAGCGAAGGCACUGGAGUUGCUGGAUGCGAAAAUAAUGGGCACAGAUGACAAAGCUGUCGUAGUAUCCCAGUGGAGCAGUGUUCUGGACAUCGUCGCUGACCAUUUGACUGCCAAACGAAUACGUCACGUGUCGCUAACCGGGAAAGUGCCCGUCAAAUUCCGCAAUGACAUUGUGGUGGAGUUCAACAAACAAGGAACUGGUCCGAAGAUUAUGCUAUUAUCGCUGACUGCCGGUGGAGUUGGACUGAAUCUCGUGGGUGCAAAUCACUUGCUCUUGCUUGAUUUGCACUGGAAUCCACAGCUGGAAGCCCAGGCUCAAGAUCGUGUGUACAGGGUAGGUCAGAAGAAGACUGUAUACAUAUGGAAGUUCAUGUGUUCGGACACUGUCGAGCAGGCCAUCCGAAUGUUGCAGGAAAAGAAGCUCGGAAUUGCGGAUGAAGUUCUCACGGGAACCAAACAUACCGGCAGCAAACUGUCGAUUGACGAUUUGAAGGCACUGUUCGGACUGUAGAGAAAUUGUUGGUCCACUCGGCGACUGCAGGCAUUCGUCAGAAUUGUGAUGUGAGAUGAAUUGCAACAUUUGUGUUGUGUUCGUGUAGCACUUUUAGAUAUUGAUGGAUAUAAAUACUGUUUGUUAUACAUAGAGAUUGGAGAAAACGCAAUUUGGUGCUUGCCACAUUCCACGAGCGGAAAUGCUUGGUGUUUUAUAUUUGAUUUGAAUGAAACAAAUUCCCGCUACAUUUUUGUCUUACAAUUGUCAGUAAGUUUGGUCGAAAUGGUUUUUCUAAAGUAGUUUUUUAAAGAAGUUGAUAUUUUACAGUUGCGUAUUUUGGUAGCCGACAUGAUGCUAAAAAGUGUAAAACUAUAUUC